Molecule: messenger RNA, 2665 nt
Organism: Leucoraja erinaceus (little skate)
Lineage: Eukaryota; Metazoa; Chordata; Chondrichthyes; Rajiformes; Rajidae
Product: gastrula zinc finger protein XlCGF7.1-like
Exons: 2
Coding region: 267-701 (144 amino acids)
Biological process (GO): regulation of transcription by RNA polymerase II
Cellular component (GO): chromosome
Molecular function (GO): chromatin insulator sequence binding
Source: RefSeq, a predicted model, not a curated record
AAUCAGCGGCGCCGACCUCACCUGCCCUCAGCAAGAUGGCCGCCCGCCGUCCAGGUGCCGCCCCGGGUCGAGUCUCCCCAUCGACUGGAUGAAAGUGGCGGCGGAGAAGCGGCAGUUGAUGAGGUCUCUGCCGACCUGAGGGUUUAGGAGCCGUUGCUGUGGACGGAGAGAUGGGGACGUGAACGACCAUUGAUGGCGGCCAGGGUUCCGGUGAGCCCCUCCCAUCUGCUCGCUGUGCGGGUUGAGCUUUGAGGGGCUGAGCUUUGAUGGAGGACCACAUGGCAUGGCACAACGAGGAUAAGGGUUGUGAGUGCGACGUGUGUGGCAAGGUCUGGCAGUACCCGAGCGAGCUGGAGACCCACCGGCGGAUUCACACGGGAGAACGCCCCUUUGACUGCUCGGUGUGCGGCAAGAACUUCACCCGCUACGACAACCUGCUGCGGCACAACCGUGUGCACUCCGACGAGAGGCCCUUCACCUGCUCUAACUGCGGCAUGAGCUUCAAGACAACGCAGGUCCUGAAGAUCCACCAGCGAAUUCACACGGGAGAGAAGCCCAAGGCUGCUCAACCUGCGGGAAGCACUUUGCCCAGUCGUCGGGGCUACAGUGGCACCGGUGGGUGCACAGCAGUGAACUACCCUUCACCUACUCCAACUGCAGCGACUGAGGCAAGGGCUUCACCUCCUCCAACAACCCGCUAGAGCACAAGCACACUCAUACUUGGAAGCGGCCCUAUACCUGCAGCGACUGCGGCAAGGGCUUCACCCACUCCCACUGUCCCACCAGCGGGUGCACUCCGUCAAGAGGCCCUUCGGCUGCUCCGACCGCGGCAAGAGCUUCAAGAUGACGAAAGAACUGAAGGUCCACCAGCGGGUGCCCACGGGCAAGAAGCCCUAUGGCUGCUCCACCUGCGGCCCAGUUGUUUGGGGCUGUGGGUGCACCGGCGGGUGCACAGCAGCGAGAGGCCCUUCACCUGCUCUGACUGCGGCAAAGGCUUCAAGUCAUCGCCGGAACUGAAGGUGCACAGGUGCCUGCCACCGGGGAGCGGCCCUAUUCCUGCAGCAACUGCGGCAAGAGCUUCACCCACUCCCAAAGCCUGCUGGAUCAUCAGCGCACCCACACCGGCGCCCCUACACCUGCGCCCAGUGCAGCAAGGGCUUCAUCCGCUCCUCCAAGCUGCUGUCCCACCAACAGCUGCAUGCCGACGACCGUCCCUUCCCCAGCCCACUAUGUGGCGAGCACUUUGCCAUGGCCUACCACGCCCUGUCUCACCAGCGCUUGCACACCAGUAGCCCGCCCUGCAACUGCCCGUACUGAGGUGAGGUGUUUGACAGCUCGCGGGCGUUGCGGCAGCACUGGCGAGCCCACGCUGGCGAGCAGCUACUCCGAUUGCGGCAAGCGUUUUAAGAGAGCACGGGGGCUGCGGGAGCACCAGCGGAUAAACACCGGAGAGAGACCCUUUCUGUGCGCUGAGUGUGGCAACGGUUUCACCCGCACGUCCAGCCUGUGGCAGCACCAGCGUACCCACAGCAGUGAGCGUCCCUUACCCUGCCUGUCCUGUGGUAGGGGCUUCACCUGCCUUGACCAUCUGCUGGAGCACCGGCGAGUCCACACCGGCCAGCGCUCCACUGUCCGCUCUGUGGCAAAUCCUUUGCCUGCUCCAGCCUGCUGGCGCACCACCACAUGGAUAGAUAGGCAUUGUUUAGGUAGACACAAAAUUGUGGAAGGAAUGGGUUCCAUUUCGGAUCGAGACCCUUCUUCAGUCUCGACCCGAAACAUCACCCAUUCCUUCUAUCCAGAAAUGCUGCCUGUCCCACUGAGUUACCCAAGAUGGCGGAUUGAAGGAGUGGGGCGCCGUUGUGUAUGGCUGCUCUGCCUGCAGCCCUGUUAGAUCAAAAUGUUUGUUGUAGGUCUUUUAUGUGGUGGGUGGGGGGAGGGGAAGGGGGAAACUUUAUUUCUACGGUUUUCCUCCGAAUCCCAUCUUCGCCCUCUCCGUACGGCCUACCAUCGGACUGGAGCGGCGUUUCCUGCCGGGACCGGCCGGGACUACAGCUUCGGUGGCGGCACAGCGCUGGGUCACCAUCACGGAGCGGGCGAUGCCUUACCGGGUCGCCUUGGGGUAAGCUCCGGAGUGCUGUGACCGCUGACUCCAACAUCCGAGGCUGCGGAGCGUCCAGCCGCGGGCGGCGCUGGAUUUAAAACACCGCAGAGCCUGGGAUCCGAGAUCGCCAGUCGGAGCUCCAAACAGUCUGAGGACUUCGGGUGCCGCGGUCUCUGGGGAGGGUGCGACCGUUCCAGCCAUUUCCAUACCGCUGAGGACUUUUCACCCGAUGACGGUGUUCUAUCUUCCCGGCAGGAGGGCCUAUAACAUUGGGCCGUCGUUGCUGAGACUGGCUGCGGAGGCCUCAAACAGGCCCCGACCUCGGGUGGUCUAGGAGGAGGAGGAAGACUGGACAUUUUGGUGCCUUCCCGCACAGUGGAAAGUGUUGAUUCUGCUCUGGGGGGGAUGUUCAUGUUGACUCCUAUAAUGUAUUGUGUCUUUUUUCUUCUUUUUUUAUUUUAUAUGGAUGUAUGGUAAUCUAAUUAAUUUUCUCUGUUAAGCACUUUGGCUUCAACAUGAGUUGAUUUAAAAGUGCUCUAUAAAUAAAAAUUAAUUACUUACUUA